Dentiscutata heterogama is the source of this 501-nucleotide messenger RNA. The record is from the annotation of a GenBank genome assembly. NCBI's taxonomy places the organism in Eukaryota, Fungi, Glomeromycota, Glomeromycetes, Diversisporales, Gigasporaceae.
AUGUCUCCUUAUGCUAAUAUUGGUAGGCCCAUUUCAAGCAUACGCUAUCGUCAAUGUGCGCCUAUGCCUUCGACAAAGUCUCCCAAUAAUUCGCGGACGCCAAUUAUGAUAGAAGUUGUUUCGCAUCUAACUUCACGCCUUUCUCAAUCAUGUUCAGGUCCUUUAAAAUUAAAUAACGAACGGCCAGACCUAAUGAGUAAAGAGUUGCCUCAUGUCGCUCACCCACUACCAUUUAGUCUUGAGCCCAGAACGCUUGGCUGCCGAUUGCCCAUUCCUCCUUUUAGAGGACACAUAGUAAAUAGAGUUUAUUAUGGACUUAAAUCCUUUGGAUUUUUACCAUCCACUAACCUUUCGAUUAGCUGCUGCGAAGCCGCUUUCGCGCCUCCCGCGGUACCAAAGGCUUUAGGGGUUUCCGGCAAUUUGAUAGUGUUGCUCACAUUGGAUUUUAGACCACUUUACACCACUGUUACCAUGGUUACAAGCGUUUCCAAUGAUCACUAG